GAAACUGCAAGGCAGCAGCCAUGGCCCCUUCCCAGAUCCUGGUGUGUGCUGCAGUGCUUGCCCUGGCAGUCCUGCAGGCCCUGGCCUUGGACACCUUCAUUGCAGCCGUGUAUGAGCACGCCGUCAUCCUGCCACGCACCAUUCACAAGGUUUCUCCCGAUGAUGCUUUGGCCCUGAUGAACAGAAACAUGGAUGUUCUGGAAGGAGCUAUCAAGGAAGCAGCGCAGCAGGGUGCCCGCAUCAUUGUGACUCCCGAGGAUGGCAUUUAUGGCUGGGUUUUCACGAGGGACACCAUUUACCCCUACCUGGAGGAUAUUCCUGAUCCAGAGGUGAACUGGAUUCCCUGCACUGAUCCCACAAGAUUUGGUCGAGCACCAGUGCAGGAACGACUCAGCUGCAUGGCCAGGAACAACUCCAUCUAUGUAGUUGCAAAUAUCGGGGACAAGAAGCCAUGUAAUUCCAGUGAUCCCAAGUGCCCGAGUGACGGUCGCUACCAGUACAACACUGACGUUGUCUUUGACUCAGAAGGGAAACUGGUGGCUCGUUACCACAAGUAUAAUCUGUUUAUGUCAGAAGCAAAUCAUUUUAAUUACCCAAAAGAGCCAGAAGUCAUCACCUUUGAGACUCCCUUUGGGAAGUUUGGCAUUUUCACUUGCUUUGACAUCCUUUUCCGGGAGCCCGCCGUGGUGCUGGUGAGCGAGCUACAGGUGGACACAGUGCUUUUCCCAACAGCCUGGAUGAAUGUCUUGCCCUUCCUGACUGCUGUGGAGUUUCACUCUGCAUGGGCUAUGGGCAUGGGAGUCAACUUCCUAGCUUCCAAUACUCACAACACCAUCAUGUCUAUGACAGGGAGCGGUAUUUAUGCACCAGAUGGAGCCAGAGCAUAUUACUACAAUAUGAAAACUGAGGAUGGGCAUCUCCUCAUUGCUGAACUGGAUUCACACCCUCGCCUUUCUACUGCCUUCCCUCCUGCUGUCAGCUGGAGCUCAUAUGCUUCAAAUGUAGGAAGCUGCUUACCAGAUGAAAAUGAUUUCAGCGGACUUAUCUUUCAUGAUCGGUUCACUUUCACUGAGCUCUCUAAGCCUGAGGGGAAUGUCACCGUUUGCCAGAAAGACCUCCGCUGCCACUUGAGCUACAAGAUGGCAGAGAAACAAGAAGAUGAAGUUUACGUGCUGGGUGCUUUCGAUGGGCUUCAUGUUGUUGAAGGACAGUACUAUCUGCAGAUAUGCACGCUGCUCAAAUGUAAGAGCACGGACCUGAGCACGUGUGGGGAGCCAGUGGAAACUGCACAGACCAAAUUUGCCAUGUUCUCUCUGAGUGGCACGUUUGGCACUAACUACGUCUUUCCAGAAGUCUUGUACAGCGGUGUGCAGCUGGCCCCUGGGGAAUUUGAGGUAUUGAAGGAUGGGCGUUUGAUAAGUAAGACCGCACCAACAAAGCCAGUUGUCACUGUGACGCUUUUUGGACGGUGGUAUGAAAAGGAUUCUCUGAAACAAGAUGCACAACCGACUGCCUCCCUGUGAUGUUACCAUAACUGAAGGUGUACACUAACAAUCCCAUGUCUAAAUGAGCUGCAUUAUUCUCUACCAAAAUAAUCAUGAUUAUGUUUCUAGUGAUAGGAUCAGGAGGAAUGGCUUCAAGCUACGGCAGGGGAGAUUCAGGCUGGACAUGAGGAAGUAUUACUUUUCAGAAAGGGUGGUCAGGCACUGGAACGGACUGCCCAGGGAGGUAGUGGAGUCACCGACCCUGGGGGUGUUCAAGGAAAGGCUGGAUGUUGUGUUGAGGGACGUGGUUUAGUAGGAGCUAUUGGGAAUAGGUGAACGGCUGGACUGGAUGAUCUUUUAGGUCUUUUCCAACCUUGGUGAUUCUAUGAUUCUUCCUGUUGCACAAACUUUUUAAUGCGUUCCAAUUAAUAAAAAUGCAGUGACUUUAUUGAUACCAUUUACUGAGAACUAUUUCUAUAUUACAAUAUUAGUAGUCUUUUAUUAAUACAAAUUAGCAGUUGUAUUUCCCUCUGUUUUCUGUAUUUUGAAUUUUCUAGCCCUCAGAAAACCUAUAUUUUUGGCCAGAGGAUAAAUUCUUCUUAAAAUAGCUUUGCAAAUUUUAUAAUUGCAAAUUAUUUUGAGACCAAUAGAUAAAGCAGUAAGAAAUAUGAUAAAUGGCAGCUUUAUACAAAAAAAAAGCUCAAUAAUUCUAUUUCUCUGGUGUGCAAUUACUAAUGCUGACUUAUACAGGUCUUUUUUUUUAAUCACAGUUACACGUGAUUUUUUUCUCCUAUUUGUGCUGUUUUGGUUUUGUUGUUUUUUAUGUUGUCAACACACAUUGUUGGCACAUUGCAGCACAGGACAGUGCAUUGUGAAGACAGAGCAGGAAUUUCAGUCAACAUGUUAACUCUGAACCAAAGCCUGAUGCCUCUUUUUGUACACAGCUGCCUUUGAAUGAUCACUUCUCUGAAAUCUCUGUUGAAUAACUUGAGACUGAAAUCUCGGUAUAUUCUGCUUGCUAGCUCUGAACAAGAGUUUGUUAAGGGCUGCUGAUUGUACCAUAUGCAGUGCUGGAGAUGUCUGUAGCCACUAAUGAGGUCACCAAGUGCGCAGUUUCAUGUAACAGCUUCUUCCUCCCCUCUUCUCGAUUUCUUUCCGGUCAUGUAAUGCUGGAGUAUGUGAAACAAGCCUUCUUUGCUGCUUCAUGAAAUUGCUGGGUGGUGCUGCCCUGCAAAUUCAUUUACUGCUGGGACUGGGAGAUCAGCUACUCCAUGAGAAGGGUCUGUUUAUGUCUUUGCUUCUUCUUCCUUAGUGACCUGUGCCUUGCUGCUGCUGCAGGACCCUAGUAACCUUCCUUCAGUGUAUCUCUCUGUCUCUCUUUGUGCAUCUCUCCCUAUGGCUAUGUCUUUUAAAAGGGGUCAGACGCCCCUGCUAGUCCCAAAACCUCUUUCUUUUUUCCUCAAACUAGGCACCAUUCCCAGUUCUUCGGUUAUGGAGAUGGUGAGAAGUCAGAAAUGCAAAUACUAUCCAGACUCCAACACUGAUUAUCAUUGAUGAGUGCUGUGUGAACCCUUACGCUUUUAAAUGCAAAUAAAUAUUCACAUAUGACAU
Messenger RNA from Tympanuchus pallidicinctus (lesser prairie-chicken), 3095 nucleotides. RefSeq names its product pantetheinase-like. The transcript is spliced from 7 exons. Bases 21 to 1523 code for a protein of 500 amino acids. The record is from RefSeq and is a predicted model, not a curated record. Gene Ontology annotation, molecular function: hydrolase activity, acting on carbon-nitrogen (but not peptide) bonds, in linear amides. Lineage: Eukaryota; Metazoa; Chordata; Aves; Galliformes; Phasianidae.